UACCAAAGAUCACAACAAUGGAGUAAGUUGAAUACAGAACACAUAAAUGCAAGUAGAACUGUACAGCAACUGAAAGCUAAUGUGCGAGAGAUGGAGAAGACACGAAACCAGAUUCGUGAUGAGGACUUGGAUGAAUUUGACAGAAGAGUACAAGACAUAAAAGAGGAAGCCAUUAGUGCUAUAUUAGGCUUUAUAGAUUUACAUGCAGUUGAUGAAACUCCAUUGAGUUAUAUAGAAAAUGUAGAUCAAAAGAAUUUAGAAGACCACAAAAUAAACGAUGUCAGGGGCAAUGAUAGAGAGAAUUAUCAGAUGCCAAUGUCAUUAGAUUCACAUGAUCCACAACAAUUACAGAAACAAGUUCAACUACACAUGGACCAGACAAAUGCCAAAGAAUCUUGGGAUAAUUUAAAAGAUAAUUUAGUUGAAUUGAAUACCAUGAUACAUGAUUUCUCAGCUAUGGUGCAUGACCAGCAGGAGCAGGUGGACAGCAUUGUAGAUAAUGUGGAGGAAGCACAAAGUAAUGUACAACAAGGAGUAUUAGAUAUUGGCAAGGCUGCCAAAUAUAAAGCAUUGAUGUUUCCUGUUGCUGGUGCUAUGCUAGGUGGGGUUGUUGGAGGACCCAUUGGUUUAGUGGCGGGUGCUAAAAUUGGGCUGGCUGCUGCAGUCGGAGGUGGUGUUAUAGGUUUCACUAGUGGAAAGAUAAUUAAAAACCGUCAGGACAGAGCUAAUGAUAUUGAACUUCAGAACCUGUCAACGAAGCAGUGGAAAUCAGCGCCAGAUUUGAGCACUGAAGAUUUAUUAAAGGACACUGACUAAGGUUUACUUUACAGUAUACCCAGUAAAAGCUAAGAGUGCAUUCAUUUUAAUUGUUCAAAGCAGUCUGCCACUAUUUUAACUGUUCAAAGUUUUUCAAUUCAUCAUGUUACAAUAAAAAAACUUAUGUGAAU
Messenger RNA from Saccoglossus kowalevskii, 947 nucleotides. RefSeq names its product syntaxin-17-like. Lineage: Eukaryota; Metazoa; Hemichordata; Enteropneusta; Harrimaniidae. Gene Ontology annotation, cellular component: autophagosome membrane; endomembrane system; plasma membrane. Gene Ontology annotation, biological process: vesicle fusion; intracellular protein transport; exocytosis. The record is from RefSeq and is a predicted model, not a curated record. Gene Ontology annotation, molecular function: SNAP receptor activity; SNARE binding.